Rhinocladiella mackenziei CBS 650.93 is the source of this 459-nucleotide messenger RNA. RefSeq names its product fumarylacetoacetase. The transcript has a single exon. Gene Ontology annotation, molecular function: fumarylacetoacetase activity. Gene Ontology annotation, biological process: L-phenylalanine catabolic process; homogentisate catabolic process; L-tyrosine catabolic process. The coding region runs from base 1 to 459 and encodes 152 amino acids. The record is from RefSeq and is a predicted model, not a curated record. NCBI's taxonomy places the organism in Eukaryota, Fungi, Ascomycota, Eurotiomycetes, Chaetothyriales, Herpotrichiellaceae.
AUGGCCUCCUGGAUAACAGUGCGAGAGGAUUCGGAUAUUUCGCUGCGGAACCUACCGUAUGGCGUGUUUAGCACGGUAGGAUCUGGUCCCAGAAUUGGAGUGGCUAUCGGGGACUAUGUGCUCGAUAUGAAAGUUCUGGCCCAAGAGCACGUCUUUGCCGAUCUCAAAUUUGAUGCCACAACACUCGAACAGUCGACUUUGAACGCAUACGCUGCCCUCGGGAAGGAUGUUCACCGGGAGGUCAGGAAAAGACUUCAGCAGCUCCUGCCACAAGACACGCCGCUUGGAAAUGACCUGCGGGACCACCAAGAUCGUCGGAAUCGGGCCCUCAUCCCAAUAAGCAGCGUCACGAUGCACCUACCGAUGGUCGUUGGCGAUUGUACUGAUUUCUUCAUCGGACUUCAUCAUGCCGUAACUGUUGGUGGGAACCUAAACCGUUUCGGAGUCGAUCAGAGAUGA